GCAGACGGCGGCGGGGCCGGCCAUCCCAGGAGCGUGGCUAGGAUUCCUCUGCCGCCGCCAAGGGAGCCCGGCAGGCGCGCAAAGGAGGGGAGGGAGAGGGAGAGGGGAGGGAGCAGCAGGUUCCAAGGCAGGAGUUACUCGGGGCGGGGCGUCUUCUCAGCUGCGCUCAACGUAAGGGCUUUACCUCGAGAGAGAGAGGAGGAGGGCGCGCUGCGGGGCCCCUUCAGGAAGCGUACUUUGGAGCUCAGGUCCCGGUGGGAAGGCGCAGGAAGCUUUAAAAGGCAACCAGAAAAGCAGUUACUUGGCUCGUUUUCUCAGGCACGAAAGGCAGGGGAGUCGGGGCGGGCAUGGAAAGGAUGCCCCUCUCAGGAACCCUCCAGCGCUUCUUUUCCCUUCGAGUCGUAGGCGCAGAGGAGCCUUACUGAGGAGGGGGAAAUAAAGCCGCUGAGAGCGCUGAGGCUUUCGGAAGCUGCCCGCCCGCUGCUCCGCUGCCCUCUCUUCCAAUGUGAGCGCGCUGUUCCUUCUGUGCUCUCCGGGGGCUCCCCCAUUUCUUGGCCCUCAAGGGCACUGAGCGGGGGGCCCUGCCGACUUCGGUGCCCCUCAGGAAGGCGAGAGGGCCACCUCACUCCUAGUAAGGGGACUUGGGCUCCUCUCCAGAGGAGGGCUCAGUGGAGAAAGGGCGCGCAGGGGUGGUGGUCCGACGACCAUUCUCUGCUGGAGGAAUCCCGAGUACUUCCUUCCCAUGGAGGAGGAGGAAGAGCGGCGGCGAGCAAAGCGAGACAACCGGGAGAGCAACGUCCACAGAGUGGAUCCAUAUGGAUUUGAAAGGCCUGAAGAUUUUGAUUAUGCAACAUAUGAAGAAUUCUUUUCUAGAUAUUUGGUAGUACUCACCAGAAGAGCAAUUAAGUGGUCCAAGCUUUUAAAGGGAAACAAUGGUGCACUAAAAAGUUUAAAAGUGAAACGCUAUAUCAGGAAAGGCAUUCCAAAUGAGCACCGUGCACUGGUUUGGAUGGUGGUCAGCGGCGCUCAGGCCCACAUGGAACAAAACCCUGGAUAUUACCAGAAAUUACUUGAUGGGGACAAAAAUGACAAGCUGGUGGAAACAAUUAAGACAGACAUGAAUAGGACAUUUCCAGACAAUGUGAAAUUCCGCAAAACUGCUGAUCCAUGUUUACAGAAGACACUGUACAAUGUGUUAGUGGCAUAUGGACAUCAUAAUCAAUCCGUGGGAUACUGUCAGGGCAUGAAUUUCAUAGCAGGAUACCUGAUUCUUAUUACAAGGAAUGAAGAGGAAACCUUUUGGUUGUUAGAUGCUCUCAUUGGCAGAAUAUUACCUGAUUAUUAUAGUCCAGAAAUGAUGGGUCUUAAAACAGAUCAAGAAGUUCUUGGAGAGCUUGUGAAAAUGAAGAUUCCAGCUGUGGCAGAAUUAAUGGAGAAACAUGGCAUCAUGUGGACCUUGGUGGUAUCCCGCUGGUUUAUAUGUUUAUUUAUUGACAUUCUUCCAGUAGAGACAGUACUUCGAAUUUGGGACUGCUUGUUUUACGAGGGAUCAAAAAUAAUUUUUCGUGUGGCCUUAACAUUAAUUAAGCAACACCAAGCUUUCAUUUUGGAAGCCACUAACUUCCCAGAUAUCUGUGACAAAUUUAAACAGAUCACCAAAGGACCCUUUGUAACAGACUGUCACAAUUUCAUGCAGAAAAUAUUUACAGAGCCUGGAAGUUUGAGCAUGGCUACAAUAGACAAACUGCGAGAAACCUGUAGAGCAAAUCAAAUUGCUCAGAGAUAAAUGGACAAAUGUAAGACAGUAUGCUGCAAA
Molecule: messenger RNA, 1816 nt
Organism: Pogona vitticeps (central bearded dragon)
Lineage: Eukaryota; Metazoa; Chordata; Lepidosauria; Squamata; Agamidae
Source: RefSeq, a predicted model, not a curated record